AUGUUUUCUUCCAAUUUGCUAUUGUUUGUGGAAACGGCCCCACCCCUGUUUGGAGAAACGGUGACUCCAGCGCUCGUCUCCCAAGGCCUCACUCCACACCACAACAUGAUCGAUCCCACCCUCUUUCAAAUGUGUCCCCCUGCUCCACAGCCUGAUGCAUCAGAUACACUGCCGCCUCCACUUGAGUUUCCACCAGACAACCAAUUUUCUGCUACAUCUAUCAACAUAUCCAAUUCGACCCCGAAGACAUCAGCAACCACCUCAAAGGCACCGGGUACGACCCCAAAGACACCGACCCAAGCAAUAUCUUCAAAGCCACCCGCGAUGAACUCCAAAUCACUCAAAGACUCUGGAACGGCAGACGGAAAUGCUCCCCAUACUUGGUCGACACUGGAGAGAUGCAAACUCCUCGAAUUGAUUUACGAUGAAAUGUCUUCCGGACAUGCUACCGAUAACGGAAAUUUAAAGAAGGAAGGCUGGACUGCAGUCAUGAAUGGUUUGAAUGAAUACUUCUCGUUAAAUCUCAAUUGCAACCAGAUCAAAAACCAAAAGAAUGCUCUCUGCACUAUGUUUUUUGACUACAAGUUCCUCUGUGAUCAAUCCGGCUUUGGUUGGGACAGCAAAAAAUUCACGGUUACAGCCGACGCAAGGACCUGGGACGAGCUCAUUCAGGCUCAUCCAAGAAGGAACUUUGGCAAGUUGAAAGACAAGCCAUUUCCUAUCUACGAGCUGGCGGAACGUGUAUUCGUCGGCAACUUCGCGACUGGGGAUAAUGUGAAUAAACACUUACCUCCAGAUGAGGAUCCUGUCAACACCACCAAAAAAAAACCCCCCGAUUCGAGUUCUACUGCUCCAAUGGCUCCGACUACAACCUCAAAAAAGAGAAAGAAUAAAAAGAAAAAGGAAGUGGUGGUAUCAGAUUCCUCCGACUCCGAUAGCGAGGUUCAACCUUCCAACACCCAAAGUCAGUCCAAGAAAUCCGAUUCUAGCAAACGGAUCCGAGGGACGAAAGGAAGUGUCGUGACUAAUAGUAUUAGCGGUUUGAUUGGAGCGAUUAACCACGCGAGUGAUUUGAUUGUUAAUCUAAACAGUCAAUGUUCUCCAAAGAAUGAAGAUCGACCAGUGCAACCCGAUAACACUUCCUCAACACAACAAUCAAUCAGUGCACAAGCGCUUAAAUGCCUCGCCAGUCUUUUUCUGAACAACGUGGAAGACGACUUGUACAUUUGA
Molecule: messenger RNA, 1230 nt
Organism: Puccinia graminis f. sp. tritici CRL 75-36-700-3
Lineage: Eukaryota; Fungi; Basidiomycota; Pucciniomycetes; Pucciniales; Pucciniaceae
Exons: 2
Coding region: 1-1230 (409 amino acids)
Source: RefSeq, a predicted model, not a curated record